AUACGUAUAGAAGCACGAUCAGCACCCAGGCGUGAUUUCAUUUUCAAGUGCAAAAGUUACGAUCUGUGCGGUUCUGCUUACCAUCGCCUUAGUGAGAGCGAUCCAUCAAUCGUGAGUAGUAUUCACCUCAUAAGCAUUUACUGAGAACCGAAUAUUGGCAUCUUACGAUGGAACUAGAAGAAACGUCCGCAGAGAUUUUGACAAAACAUCGCUUGCAUAUCAUACAACAUCUUCAGAUGGAUCGAACGUUUCUGUUCGACUACCUAAUCAGCAAAUCUUCCUUUGAUAAGGCAGACUUUGAGUUGAUUCAAGCCGAGAAGACGAGCGAGUCAAAGGCUGGCAGGUUCUUAGAUAUUCUAGAAAUGAAGGGACAGAAGGCAUUUUGCCACUUUAUAGACGCCUUGCAGAUUCUCAAUCCAAGCCUGUAUGAAAUGGUGACGGGGGAAAGUGCAACAAAAAGUGACAAUCCCAUCUUGUCAGAUGUUAAGAGCCAUAUCAUCAGUGGUGGCGGAUCUACCUUUCUAGACGUAGAUAUCCUCAGUAAUUACUCCAAGAUUCUUACCAGGGAAUUACACGAAUUAACUUUACGUCACGAUCAGGUCCUUAAAGACAACAAUGAACUUAAGAAAAAGCUCGAGGAGGCCUUCAUGGAACAAAACCGGUUGCAACGCAGAAUAAACUGUUUGGAAAAACAGGUCUCGGCCACUGAGGACGCUUUGGCCAACGAGGCUCAAUCGACUGCUAACAAGACGGGCGAGAAUCUCCUGCAGCGGUUCGAGGCGGUCCAACGUGAGGGGCGAACAAAUCAGUUUAUCAUCCAGCUUCAAAUGAAGUUGCUAACAGCGCACGAGGAAAAUGAAACGCUGAGAAAGCAACUGGAUGAAUUUGGAAAGCGAGAAGAUGAAGUGUUGAAGCAAUUGAGUAAAGUCAACCAAGAUUACGCUAUUGAACGGAAGGAGACAAACAAGUUGUCGCAACAACUACGAUCACAGACAGAGGAGAUGAAGAUAUGCGAAACACUGAAAAUGAAACUGCGCGAAGUGCAGUUCGAGAAUGCAAAGUUACGAUGUGAGCUGCAGGAUAAAGAGAACGAUCUUAACGAGGUACAACGGUGGACAGAAGCUCUGAAGGCUCGAUUUGAUUUAAUAGUAGCCGAGAAAGAAGAAAUGCUGAAAAACCAGAAAACCGUGCAUAGCGAGUGCUCGCGGAUGCACGAUGAGAUUUCUGACCUUAGAAUCAAACUCAACCAUAAAGAACGUGUUUUGGUGGAACUAAGACAAAACUGCAAAGAGGUUGAAGAUAGUGCCAAAAUUUAUAGAGAGGAACGCGAUUUUUUCUCUAAAUCCGCGACAGAUUCCGCCAUAGAGGUAGACCAGAUUAGGAAAGAGGUGGAAGAAAUCAACCAGCGACAUAAAAAAGCAUUGGAGUCUAAAGAGUUGAGUCUCAGACAGCAGACCGAAUAUGUACGACAGUUUGAGAAGAAAUACGACGAAACCAAAGAUGAGCUUGUUUCUGUGAAGACAAUGUUGAAUAAAGAGAAAGCAGAUAAUGAGGAAUUGAGGGAGAGGAUCUCUACUUUGGAGACAGAGUUGGCGAAAAAGGAAUUAACCUCCAAGCCUUAUAUGGAAGAGGAGGAUCACCAGGAUGUAAGCCAAAUACAAGACGUGCAUGAGCAUGAACCGAGUGGAAAUGGGGACGACGAGGUCUUCACCUGGAGUAAAGCGCGCGCACCCAGGGAGCUGGUGGGGAGUAUUCAAAGGCGAUUCCAACAUGACAACAGGGCUCCACGGCCCGCGAACAAAGCCAUUCGGAAAAGUAACAGCUUUGACGAGAAACUGGCCAAACUCGUGCCUGAAUUUGAAAGCCUACCACUGAAAACUAGAGAAGAUUGCAGCCUUGAUCGUUAUAGAAUGAAGCAAAUCCUGCCUUUUGCACAGAUAGCGACAAUGUGUCCGCCAAUGACAAGCGUCGGCGACAAGUUUCCGGACGCGCUGAACGCCGCGAUUACCUGCUCCACAGAUGUUCGUAAGCUUGGAUAUCGCAAGAUGUCUGCCCCUGUAGUAGGCACAGAUCUUUUCUCACUUCAUCUUCAAGAUUCGAAUCUAGCGGAAGAAGAUCGCAAUGAGGGAGAUGACGAGCAAAGCAACACAUUUCCGAGCGAAGAAAGUAAGAAUGGCUCGCCAAGUAAGCAAUUCCGCUCACGAACACGGGCUAUCAGACUUACUGAAGGCGAGCGACGCAAUCGUCGUCUCACGGAACCAAUCAUGUACCAGACGAGGGCGGAUAAUAUGUAACAUAAAGAACUUUUCCAUGUAGCGAUCAGAAACAAUCGUCACACUCAGUUUGACAAUGGGAAAUCUGGGUAAAAGACUAAACACGCAUUUGACAAUCGAAAGACUAAGAACAUCUUUCACGCAUUUCACAGAAAUCCAAUGAGCGUGCGCAUACAUAAAUAUAUGUAUGUUUAUUUCGUUUGCAUAUUUAGUUACAGGAACUAACUACAUUUUGUAACACUGAUGUUUUUAACAUUUUUACCUUUUAGCAGUACGUAGUUUAAAGUUUUUUUCUAGCAUGUCAGUCUGUUAACAUCGGUUAAGGAGAAACUUGAAAACCGAAGAGACUAAAGGAAUAUCGAAUUUCCUGGUGGUCAAAUCAAAGCAAUGUAUUACAAUUCGCCCGUUUUUUAGUUUCACGUCUAGCUAAACCGCAUAACCUCAACAAAAAUCUUUGCAUGAUUCACAUCGAACGGAAAAAAUCGCUUGACAAAAGAAAGGGGUUUUAAAUGUAAUCUUACAUAUGUAUAAAACGAAAAAAAAAAAAAAAAAAAAAAAAAGUUAAAUGGUAGAAUAGAAGUCCAUUUAUU
This is a messenger RNA of Pocillopora verrucosa, 2863 nucleotides long. Its product is annotated as DNA double-strand break repair Rad50 ATPase-like. NCBI's taxonomy places the organism in Eukaryota, Metazoa, Cnidaria, Anthozoa, Scleractinia, Pocilloporidae. Gene Ontology annotation, biological process: regulation of apoptotic process. The record is from RefSeq and is a predicted model, not a curated record.